AUGUCCACGCCUGUCGACGUCUUGAGUCAUGGCGAUCGCUUGUCCGAGAGUCUGCAAAAGCUCGAGCUCAGCGCACAGGCUCGAGCCGACUCAGCUGAUCCGCAUGUCGCAGGCGAGACUUCAGCACGCGGCGGGAGUAGCGACCUGCCGUCGCCUGGCCUAUUAGGGAGACCCGUAGGGUCUCCUUACGUGCGGGACGGUUACGGGUUUCGACCCGCCUCCGGGAACUCGACGCCUCUGCAUACCUCGAUCUCGGGCGUCGAAGCAGGCAGCCCACUCCCUGAUCCAAACGGUUUGGGGUGGCCAGCCAAGUCUACCGUGGCCAGAUUGAAUGCUACUGCAGCCGAGAAGGCAGAGCGUGAGCAGAAGCUCGCAGGGGCUGUCCGGACGAUCCUCGAAUGCAUCGGCGAAGAUCCCGACCGAGAGGGUCUUCUCCGCACACCCGAACGCUAUGCGCAGGCCCUCAUGUGGAUGACCCGCGGAUAUGAGGAACGUUUGGCAGACGUUAUUAACGACGCCGUGUUCGCUGAGGACCAUGACGAAAUGGUUAUUGUCCGUGACAUUGACAUCUCCAGCCUAUGCGAGCAUCACCUCGUUCCCUUCAUGGGUAAAAUUGCGAUAGCAUAUAUCCCCAACCAUCUCGUGCUUGGCCUGUCCAAGUUGGCACGCAUCGCUGAGACCUUUAGCCGUCGCCUGCAGGUACAAGAGCGCCUCACGAAACAAAUUGCAAUCGCCGUGCAGGAAGCCAUUAAGCCGCGUGGUGUUGCAGUCGUGAUGGAAGCAACACAUCUUUGCAUGACCAUGCGGGGAGUCCAAAAGCCCGGCUCCAUGACUGUCACUUCCUGUAUGCUGGGGUGCUUCCGGACGCAGCAAAAAACCCGAGAAGAGUUCCUGACUUUGAUUAAGGGCCGUUAA
Molecule: messenger RNA, 915 nt
Organism: Laetiporus sulphureus 93-53
Lineage: Eukaryota; Fungi; Basidiomycota; Agaricomycetes; Polyporales; Laetiporaceae
Product: GTP cyclohydrolase I
Exons: 5
Coding region: 1-915 (304 amino acids)
Biological process (GO): tetrahydrofolate biosynthetic process; tetrahydrobiopterin biosynthetic process
Cellular component (GO): cytoplasm
Molecular function (GO): GTP binding; zinc ion binding; GTP cyclohydrolase I activity
Source: RefSeq, a predicted model, not a curated record